Messenger RNA from Racocetra fulgida, 339 nucleotides. Lineage: Eukaryota; Fungi; Glomeromycota; Glomeromycetes; Diversisporales; Gigasporaceae. The record is from the annotation of a GenBank genome assembly.
AUGGGAGCAAAUCAAUCUACCAUUAAAUCCUAUGACUUAUCAAAUAAAGUUGUUAUAAUUACUGGUUCUACAGAUGGAAUUGGUAAAAGUCUGGCUCGCAUAAUCUCUUCAUAUAAUCCAAAACGUCUAAUCCUACCAAUUCGCAACCGUGAAAAAGGCAAAAAGCUCAUAGAAUAUAUUCAAAAUUCUCAAGAUGGAAAGGUCGAAUGUAUUGAAUUAUGGGAUAUAGAUUUUGCAAAUUUACGUAGCGUAAAGACUUUCGCCAAUAAAUUUAUCACGGAAGUUGGUGAAUUGCACUAUUUAUGGAAUAAUGCUGGUGUGUAUUCUCGUGCUUUGUAA